This is a messenger RNA of Alternaria rosae, 1474 nucleotides long. RefSeq lists its product as uncharacterized. Gene Ontology annotation, biological process: nucleotide metabolic process. Gene Ontology annotation, molecular function: ATP binding; ATP:ADP adenylyltransferase activity. The transcript is spliced from 2 exons. The record is from RefSeq and is a predicted model, not a curated record. The coding region runs from base 130 to 990 and encodes 286 amino acids. NCBI's taxonomy places the organism in Eukaryota, Fungi, Ascomycota, Dothideomycetes, Pleosporales, Pleosporaceae.
UUUGUGGUGUUCUGCUUCAGUUCGGCUAUACGCCACUAACUCCGUGGCUUCGCGCACAGGCCUAGCACCUCGUUACUCAACGCGCUGCUUCAGACUCACCACCGCCUCACCGCAUAGUCAUCGUUCAACAUGGACGACAUCACAGAGGCCAAGUUAACCGACUCAUUUGACGAGCUCGUCUCAGAAGGUGUAAUUGUUUACGGUCCUAAUGAGACUAUCAAAUUCGAGUACGAAGGCUACCCGAUGGAGUUUCGGAUCUGCCCAGCACUAGCAACCAAACCUCACACCGUAGGCGCCACGAACCAUGCCUUUGACCAAUCACGAAAAUGGGGUCCUGGGAGCGACAUGUUCUGUCCAGACGAGCGACUCAUUAUCACGCAGCUCAACGGCACGCACGACCUAGCACUUAAUCUCUUCUGCGUCGACCGGCCGCAACUACUCAUGUUGACUCUGGACUCCUACAAACGUCAGCACGAAGCUCUUGACCUAGAUGACUUUGAGGUCAUGCUGGAAGUGUUACGAAAACUUCCAAAAUUCUAUGUCAUCUUUAACUGUGGGGAGAAGGGUGGAUGCAGCAGGAUACACAAGCACCUCCAGGGUCUGAGAGGGCCGCCACAUGCUUUCGACUACAUCAUGUCUUCUCUCACCAACGCAUCGAACAAGGUACCUUUCCAGUUCUUUGUCCAUGAAUUCAGUCAUGGAUUCAUGAAUACGGCCGCUUCGACUGUUCUUGAUGUGUAUAAGACACUCAUUGCGCGGUGCCGCUUGCUCAUGGGUACAUGUGAAAAGGAAACACCUCCCCAUAAUGUCAUCAUGUGGGCCGAUCGUCUCGUGGUUGUUCCACGUCGCAAGGGAAGCACAGAGGGAGCGAGCGCGAAUGCUGGAGGCAUGCUAGGAAGCGUAUGGAUAACGGGACAAGAGCAUGUGGACAAGUGGUUGAGGAUCGGCUACGCGAAUGUGCUGAGAGAGCUGGGUGUUCCAAGUCGCUGAGAAAACGCCGUGGUGCUGUUCGUAUUUCACGCAUACGAGCAAGUUGUUAUUGAGGCGCAUCCAGGCUGGUCAAUCUCCAUCCUCCUUCCCAUCCAGGCACUCGCUUCGCCAAGGUACUCGCCAAACUGCAGCACGUCAACAUGCUAACAAGCACCACGUGAUCACGUUCCUGGCAUUGCCUAGACUUUGUAUUUGGCCUAUCUCGUAGCCAAGACAAGCCAGCGUAGUCUCCGAAACCCGCACCUGCCUAAUGCGACAAGCUCAAAGCCUCCGCACCAAUCACACUCUCCUACCCACGUCGUCCAGAGGACAUGCCAAGUGAUGCUGUAUAUUAAACCGCCGUCCAGAUCCUGAUGUGGAGUUCCGAGUUCCUUGUACUGCUAGGCUCCCGCGCUUGCAUCAUCUACGUUGAGCUCCUUCGAGUGUACAUCUCCCGUGCUUGCAGGAGAUCAGCCAGGAGUACGGGGUGAGUACCUGCCUAAUC